This is a messenger RNA of Aspergillus steynii IBT 23096, 2155 nucleotides long. RefSeq names its product tRNA (uracil) methyltransferase (gene trm44). Lineage: Eukaryota; Fungi; Ascomycota; Eurotiomycetes; Eurotiales; Aspergillaceae. Gene Ontology annotation, molecular function: tRNA (uridine) methyltransferase activity. The transcript is spliced from 2 exons. Gene Ontology annotation, biological process: tRNA methylation. Bases 110 to 2155 code for a protein of 681 amino acids. The record is from RefSeq and is a predicted model, not a curated record.
CGGAAUAUGAUCUGAGCAGUCACCAGGGUUGAAUCCAAAGAACCACCAAACCAACCCAUACGGUCCAUACCCCGCUAGAACCAGAGGGCAACCCAAAGACCAUUGAAAGAUGCCCGUCAGGAACAAAAUCCUAAGAGACACCUCUCUGCUCUCGGGGAAGCCUCUUGCGGAGACUCUCACUCCCUCAAAGGUCCUCGCCACUCCUUCAGAAGAAUGGGUAACCUCCCCAGACCUGGCAGAGCCCCGUCUGCCCUACAUCCCGGAGAUCAUGGAAGAUGUAACGGUCUACCUUCUGAGCAACAUCAAUGUCAACUCGAGCCAUCUGUUCCGGGCUGACAUCCUGCACGACAGCCUGGGGCUGCUGAAGACGCCGUGGCAGAAGGAAAGAGACCAUGCUCCUGGUUCUGGUGCCCAGCCUGAGCCUGAGGCCGCAGAGGAAACAGUGGACCCGCUCCCUGCCAGGGACGUUCCUGGGUUCGAAUUGACCAGGACCGUGGUGAGACGGUUUAUUCCUCGGAACCCGCAGCUGGAUCGGGAGCUGGACCAGACGUGUCAUUUGUAUGAUAGGAUGCAGGGCAGGGAUGGGGAGGAAGACUUGCCAGCUUCGCGGGACGUGCUGGUCGUGUAUACGCCUCAUGCAACCUCCAAGGAAGAUACGCCUUACUAUCAUCCUCAGAUCCGGGCGUUGGCCAUCCUAUACCAGUUCGAGUAUAAGAAUACUGAGACAACGGAAGCAGAGGAGACGCCGCCUGGCUCGGGUACCCUCUCUCUACACUUCCUCCCCUUCGCCGACGAGGAAAUCUCCAACCGUCUGGAACGCACCUUCAGUGCCCUCAUCAACACCCAGAUCCGCCUUGCGCGCGGAACCCGUCUCUCCAACACCCCUGGGAAAUCCAACGGGGAGGGCCAAAGCCGAGGAGGCGGAGAGGGUCGUGGUGGCGGCGACAAGCCCAAUAAAGACAACAUCAUCCCGCAGCAUCUGGUGCAGAACACCUACUCGCGACUGAAGAUGAAAUACGGCCCCUCCCUCUGCCGCGACUGGGUCGAGUCCACGGAGCCCAGCAAGCACGUCUUCGAGGAUCUCAGCAUCACUGCGUUUCUGAUCGAGCUGUGGCGAAGCAUGUAUGGCGUUUGUCCUGCCGACGAGCGCUCCCAGGAGAAUGGCAGCUCAAGCAACGCAGGUGCAAACCCACGGCCGAGCUUCCCAGGCUUCGUGGACAUCGCCUGCGGCAACGGCGUGCUCGUCUACGUCCUCCUCAUGGAGGGAUACGAGGGCUGGGGCUUCGACGCCCGCCGGCGCAAAACGUGGAGCAUAUUCCCUCCCAUGGUGCAAUCUCAACUCAGAGAGGGGCUUUACAUCCCGAAGCCGUUCUCCGAAUCGAUUCGUGGCGGUUCAUCCGCAGACUGCGAACCCGCCGACGCCGACCUCGACCUCGACCUCAACAUCGGCUUGAAAUCCCACACCGGUAUCUACCGCCCCAACACCUUCAUCAUCUCCAACCACGCCGACGAACUCACCGUCUGGACGCCUCUCAUGGGCGCCCUCUCCAGCCCCGCGUCCCCGCUCCCCUUCCUCGCAAUCCCCUGCUGCUCGCAUGCCCUAUCCGGCUCGAAACACCGCUAUCCACCACCCAAGCCGAACCCUCAAACCCAGACCCAGACGCAACAAGACGACCCCAACCCCAACGCAGAAGAAGGCGAAGACCCCAACACCGACGCCCACGGCUCCCUCGCCUCCCUGCGCAAAGCCAAACUAUCCUCCCAACCCGGCGCCACCGGCUUCUACAAAUCCACCUACGGCGCCCUCACCGCCAAAACAAUGUCCAUGGCCCAGGAGAUCGGCUACGGCGUCGAAAGCACGAUGCUCCGCAUCCCGAGCACCAGGAACAUGGGCGUGAUUGGCGGCCGAGAGGCCGUGACGAGGGAAUGGCGCGUGAGGAGGGAGCGCUUGAGAUUGGGAUCGAAGGCGAAUGCGGAUUCGAAGGCGGAUUCGAACGGGGCUGAGACUGUUGCGAAGGUCAUGGAUGUGGUGAACCGCGAGUGUCUACGUGAUGGGGGCGUGCGAGCUGCGGCGGAUAUCUGGGUGGAGCGCGCGAGAGGCAUUGUUGCUGGGCCGGGGAGGGGGAAGGAGGUUGGGUUUAGUGAAGGGCAUUGA